Molecule: messenger RNA, 2463 nt
Organism: Penicillium nucicola
Lineage: Eukaryota; Fungi; Ascomycota; Eurotiomycetes; Eurotiales; Aspergillaceae
Product: SAM and PH domain-containing protein
Exons: 3
Coding region: 1-2463 (820 amino acids)
Molecular function (GO): protein binding
Source: RefSeq, a predicted model, not a curated record
AUGGAUCAAUAUGCAUACCACAUGAAAUAUCUUGUGAAUCAGAAGCAAGAACCGUUACCAUUGUUUCCCUCCAAGACUGUCAUGCCACGACCGGGGUCGGAAGCAACAGAGAUAUUCGAUGACGAAUAUGAGUACAACCGCUACAGAAACAGCUCACCCAUGAGAAGUGUUGCUUCUUUUGGAACCGGAAGCAUAUCAACUGCCUCUACACCAGACACUGUCACUACACCGGAGUCUACUGGCUUAACUGCUUUUGACUUUCUGUUCGAUGAGAAACAUGUCAGAGGUCCAAAUGGUCCUCACUUGUUCCGAUCGUCCGACUACUCCGAUACAAACUCAGCCAUAGACAUCGGUCCAUUGACCCAAGAAACACCCAUCAGCACUACCGGUCCAUAUCACCAUAGAGCCUCGAAAUUCGACCCCCAUAGACGGGAUACACCGGUUCCGAACGGCUCGACAGCACCAACCCCUGAGCCCAGGCAACCCAAGCAACGCCAACAAUUCUCACAUGUUGCUCGUCCGGCCCCAAGGCCCAUUCAUAUCGGACCCCGUGACUGGACUCCUUUUCAUGUGAAGGGAUGGCUGCAGAGCCUAAACUUCGAGGAUGAUAUUAUUCAGAAAUUUUUCGAGAAUGACAUCUCGGGCUCCAUGAUAAUGGAUCUCGAUUAUGAUUUCCUCUUCAAGGAGCUUGAGAUCAAAUCUUUUGGCAAGCGAUACCGCCUAAUGGGCUCUAUCGACAAUCUUCGAGGCGGAAGUGUGUAUAUGAGUAGCGAUACUCAUUCUUCACGCUCACGCAAUUCAAGUGUCACUAGUUCCAUAGAUUCUACUCCCAAUACGUCUGUCGUUUCUGGAAAUGGCCACACAUCGUACGCGAGUGCUGGGAAAAAGAUACCCGAAGCGAAGCCUCGCCCGCGUCGUCAACGUUCCGAGAGUGACGGCUGCAAGAGAACUGACCUUCUUCCCGAUGACUCUGUCUCUAUCGUGGCAAUUGAACAGGGCCUGCCCAAAGUGCACAAGUGCAAGAAAGGAGAAGCAUGCAAAACUUGGCAGAAGCAGCAGAAGUGGUUCGCUCUUGUUGCGCAGGACCUGCCGCUUGAGUCUAUCGGGGGCCGCUGUAUCGUUGCAGGUGACCCAGGAAACCCUAAGACAGCACCAAAUCUCCUCAAGUCGCCCAGGUCUCAUAUAACUCCUUCGCUUGUCGCGUCUUCUGAUCUCAUGGGAUCUCAACACUCCUCCCUCCAGCUUUCACAAGAAAGUCUGAAAGAGGUGAAACCGAGAGACCCUCAGGAGAAUGUGCGAAACUUUUUGAACUUCCAAAGUCUUGACCGGUUGCAAACAGUUAAUCAGCCUGCUACGCCCCCAACCGACCGUCUUUCAUCCCCCGGUUCUGAAUUCCCCGACUCGGCAAAGGUUACACCCACCCUAGCUGAUAAUCUCCGUCACCUACCAAAACUCCGGAUACCUAGCAUGCAUGACUCCAGUGAUGGCUCGAUUAUCACAGAGAACCUGUCAGCUUUACGGACUGUCACGCCUUCCAUUUUGUCUAGAAGAAACCAGUUCAAUGACAGGACCGCUAUCCCUGGAGAGAACCAGUCCUUCUCGAGCGGGGCCAUCGCGUCUCCCGCGGACUUCUACAGACGCGAUCCUUGUUAUCGCUCAGAAACCCCUCUCUCAGAUAUCGAUGUGCCAGUGACAGCUGUUCCGAUAGGUCCAGUGGCCAGAGAAGAUUCUCAGUCAGUGCCACCCAACAUGAGAUUUGGGAAUGAAGGAUAUGUUAUGCCAGAUCCUAUUAUUCGUCCAUUCUCCAGCAAAGCGGAGGGCCAUCGGCGGUUUCCUUCGAUUCAUGAUAUCUCUACCCUCAACCCUCUCAAGGAGGAAUAUGCCAUGAGUCCAAUUGAGACCCCCGAAGACCUGAACAAUACACCUCGGGCCCCUCAAUUCCGCAAUAACACAUUGUUCCCUUCCACCCGACGAGGAGAAGGUGAUGUGACACAUAGUGGGUGGAUGAAGAAGCGCAAGACUACCAAAUUGAUCCGGCAUGAUUGGGAAGAUCAUCACUUUACUCUGAAAGGCACUCAACUGGCAAUGCACGACAAUGAAGAGUCUGCCCGCCUCGAGUCCAAGGCCCUCGAGUACAUCGAUGUUGAUGACUAUGCAGUUGCUUGUUCCUCAUUUGCGUCAAGGUCUAAACUGACAGCGGCAUUCAAGAAGACCGUUCUCAAACGAAACGGGAACCCACUCAAUGCGUCUGCUUUUCAAUUCUCCCUGAUUCCUACACCCAACGGUAGUGCAAUCAUUGACCGAAAGACCUUGUUUUUGAACAGCGGGAAAUCGCAUCAUUUUUCUGUCAGGACCCGCGACCAGCGCAUUGACUGGAUGCGAGAGCUUAUGCUGGCCAAAGCUCUCAAGCGUGGUCGAGACACUGGGGCCGAGGUCACCUUUAAUGGGGCUAACAUGAUUUAA